AUGGUCCUCCCAUUCAGCUUCCCUGCUUGGGUCCGUGAGUUGACACAGCCGGACGAUUGGAGCCAACUUCUGGUAGUCUUCGGCAUGGCAAUCACUGUGUUUGGCUAUGGGAUCCUUCACUUGGUCUACGCCUACAUUGACCGCCGUGUCACCCAGCUGCAGAAGACAGUAGCUGAAUCCAUCGCGGCCUAUAUGCAGGACGGCGAGCAGAAACAGGAAGCCCUUCGUGAACAUGCCGACGGCCUCCUGGACAAAUGCAUGCAAACAAUCCUCUCGCCCAAGGCGGUGGAGUCGCUUCUUGAGCAACAAAACAAGGAGCUGUCAGUCAUAGCACAGAUUCAUGCAUCGGCAACAUUCGACCACCUUAUGGGCAUCCUGCCGGCCUUUGUGGGCAAGUCCCAUGACGAACACUCCAUGCUCUUUCGCUUUAGAAGGCUCUACUUGGCACUGCAGCCCACAAAGCUGCUGACCCAACAAGCCCACACAGCACAGAGCUCCCUGGAUGAAUUGCAAGGAAGCUCGCAGCAGUGGUUUGAAGGAGAAGUAGUGCAGAAGAUGGAUGCGGUGAUCGACAUCCUCACGAAGGUCCAGGUGGAGCUGACCACACUUGGGGACAGCAUGGGACCGGACUUCUCUUACAAAGUCAUCGGCCUGUGGAACAAUGCUUGGAGAAGCAGGAACAGCAAAAAGACCGAGGCGUGCAGCCUCUCCAACAACAACCUCAACCAGGAGACACUGAGGGACCACGACGAGAAGUUGAAGAGGCAGUCAGAUGCCCUGUCAAAGAUGCAGUGGAUCGUCUGCGACUUCGCAGCCGGCACAAUCGAGCGCCACGGCGCAGAUGCCAGCCUCAUCCUCGACUACCACACCGAUGGCCCAGCCACCGCCCUCAACGAUGCCUCAGUCCUUUGGGCCACCAUCGGCAAUUGGGGAUCCGCCGAUUCUGAGAAUAAGUGA
Messenger RNA from Symbiodinium sp. CCMP2456, 957 nucleotides. NCBI's taxonomy places the organism in Eukaryota, Dinophyceae, Suessiales, Symbiodiniaceae. The record is from the annotation of a GenBank genome assembly.